This is a messenger RNA of Acanthopagrus latus (yellowfin seabream), 2564 nucleotides long. Its product is annotated as taste receptor type 1 member 1-like. Gene Ontology annotation, biological process: G protein-coupled receptor signaling pathway. The transcript is spliced from 6 exons. Bases 1 to 2478 code for a protein of 825 amino acids. The record is from RefSeq and is a predicted model, not a curated record. Lineage: Eukaryota; Metazoa; Chordata; Actinopteri; Spariformes; Sparidae. Gene Ontology annotation, molecular function: G protein-coupled receptor activity. Gene Ontology annotation, cellular component: membrane.
AUGAAACACUGCCUGGCUUUUCUGUGUCUCUCAGGAUUCGUUUUACAUGCCUUGGCUCAAUGCAGUGUCCCAGCCUCAGAGUUCCAUCUAGAAGGAGAUUUUUUGAUCGGUGGAUUGUUUAAUAUUCAUCAAGUCAGUGCCCCUAUUUACCAUGACAGACCAGAAGCCAUCGACUGCUCCAGUCAAGCAUUUAGUCUUACACAUUAUCGAAUGUUUCAGUUGAUGAGAUUCUCCAUGGAGGAAAUCAAUAAUUCUACCAACCUACUGCCAAAUGUAUCUCUGGGCUAUGAAAUAUUUGACCACUGCUCUGAUACAGAGAGUUUUCCAGGCAUUUUAAACUUAAUCUCAUUCAAUGGCAUGAUUCAACCUUGGCAUGAACCACAUGAGCAACAAACAAGUCCAUACAAGUCCAAAGUCAUUGCAGUGGUUGGCCCUCUUUCAAGCACUCACACCCUGACAGUUGCCCCAUUGUUCAUGGUGGAUCUCAUUCCUAUGGUCAGCUAUGGAUCUUCUAGUUCUGUCUUUUCAAUAAAAGCCAAAUUCCCCUCUUUUCUGCGAACAGUGCAUCCCAAUACAGACUCCAUAGAAGUGAUUUUUAACAUUGUGCAGCACUUCAAUUGGCGCUGGGUUGCUUUCCUUUACAUCGAUAAUGAUUAUGGCAUUGAUGGAAGGGAAUUGUUCAUAAAGAGGAUUAAGGACACUAAGAUCUGCCUGGCAUACACCAAAGGCCUCAAUGACAAUCCAAAUUACUCUCAGAUAUUCAAACAGAUAGAGACACAAAGAAUAUACGUCAUUAUUGUUUUUACCCCUGAAAAGACUGCUGAAUCUCUCAUUGAGUCAGCAAUACAACUGAAUAUCACAAACAAGGUGUGGAUAGCAGGGGAAAGCUGGUCGUUAAACAAGAGGCUCCCCAAGACAAAAGGAAUCGAAAAUAUUGGAACUGUAAUUGGGUUGUCUCAGCCAGUUGAGACAAUACCUGGUUUCAAUGAUUUUAUCUAUGCUUCCAAAAGCCAGGACAAUUGUCUUAAUGUAGAACAAAAUAUGUUUUGUAAUCAGGUUUGCAACUGCAGUAGCCUGCGCUCAGAAGAUGUAAUCGCAGCAAAUCCAUCCUUCUCUUUUACUAUUUAUUCUGCUGUAUAUGCCAUUGCUCAUGCCUUACAUAACACCUUGCAAUGUGGAUCUGGCAGAUGUGAUGGGAAUAUUAAAGUGUAUCCACAUAUGGUUCUAGCAGAGCUGAGGAAGUCCAAUUUUACACUUUUAAACCAGAGUAUUCAGUUUGAUGAGAAUGGUGACCCGAAGUAUGGAUCAUACUCUAUAGUUUUCUGGAACCACAGUGGUGAUGCAGAGGAGAUCGGCUUUUAUGAAUCAGACCCAACAAUCACUUUCUUCAUCAACAACAGCAAAAUACAGUGGUACAUGAAUAGAGAAGUGCCUACUUCAGUGUGUUCCCCUGAGUGUCCGGUAGGACAUGCAAAAAAGUAUGAUGGAAUCCACAAAUGCUGCUUCACUUGUGAAAUUUGUCUGAAUGGAACUUAUAUCAACAGUACAGAGGAUCCCUACAAAUGCUUCAAAUGUAAGGAGACAGAGUGGUCUGCAGAAGGAAGCACAUCAUGCAAUCUGCGGGUGGUGGAGUACAUCCCAUUCACAGACAGUGGAGCUAUAGUGAUCAUGGUGUUGGCCUGGGUCUUGGUGGGUCUCACAGCAGCCAUGUCUGUUCUCUUUGCCAUCAACUACAACACACCUAUUGUCAGAUCUGCUGGGGGACCAAUGUGCUUCUUAAUUUUAGGCUGCCUCAGUCUGUGUAGCAUUAGUGUUUUCUUUUACUUUGAUAAGCCAACAGCUUCCUUUUGUGUCUUAAGGUUCUUGCCGUUUCUUUUGUUCUACAAUGUUUGUCUGGCAUGUUUUGUUGUUCGCUCCUUUCAAAUUGUUUGCAUUUUCAAAAUAGCUGCCAAAUUCCCCGAGCUCCAAACAUGGUGGUUGAAAUAUCACGGAAAAUGGCUGGUCAUUACUGUGGCAUUUGGCACUCAGGCGCUCUUACUUCUUAUUAGCUAUUCUUUUGAUCCACCCAAGCCCUACAAUGAAACUGUUUGGUACCCAGACAAAAUAAUACUAAGUUGUAGUCUUAAUCUUGGAGCAUUUUCUGGUUCUGUGAUUUUACUGUUAUCUUUGUGCUCUCUUUGCUUCAUUUUCUCCUACAUGGGAAAAGAUCUCCCAAAAAAUUACAAUGAGGCCAAAGCAAUAACCUUCUGCCUGCUCCUGCUGAUCCUCACCUGGAUCAUCUUUGCCACUGCAGCCAUGCUUUACCGUGGAAAGUACAUCCAAACUCUUAACGCUCUGGCAGUACUCUCCAGUCUCUACUCCUUUCUGUUGUGGUACUUCCUCCCAAAAUGUUACAUCAUCAUAUUUCAACCCCACAAAAACACAAAGCAGUACUUCCAAGGUAUCAUUCAGGAUUAUACCAAAACACUGAGCCAGUAGAGGCUUCAGGUAAAUAUGUGGAUACAUACACAUAAGACCUCAUGUGCCUCAGACAUUUUGGAAAUGCAAUGCUAAUAAUUUGACAU